CAAAUGCAAAAAUGAUUAAUUCAAAAGCAACCAAAGUCAUAAAGAUUGAUACAAGAGAAGGAAUAAGUAGAGGAUUGUGCCUGCGUUAUGCAAAAUCAGUGUAUGUUCUUGAAUAUCCUGCUUUUAAUGUUCCUGGAGCUGCUCCAAAAAAUGUAUCACAAUGUCAUGUAAACCAUCGCCCAUUAAUUUACGGAGGUUCAAAAGCGAAAGGAAAGGAAUUUCCACACAUGGCUUUAAUUGGUUAUGCCAAAGAAGACGAUAUCAAAUGGAUGUGCGGUGGCUCACUAAUCACCGAAGAAUGGGUUUUGACUGCAGCUCAUUGUGCUUAUACAACCUAUGGUGAAGCAAAAUUUGUUCGUCUGGGGGAAUUAGAUUUUGCAGAUGACAAUGAUGAUUCUGAACCUCAAAAUUUUGAUGUUAUUCAAAUUGAAGAACAUCCCGAGCAUGGUAUUUCUCAUUAUAACGAUAUAGCGUUACUCAAACUUAACAAAAAAGCAAAACUUACGGCUUAUGUUCGACCAGCAUGUUUAUGGACUAAACAUGAUAUUAAAAACAGCAAAGCAAUAGCAACCGGAUGGGGUCUUACUGGAUGGAUUCCAUUUUUCCACAAUAGGAGUUCGCAUUUACUUCAAGUAACAUUAAGUUUAGUACCUCAAUCAAUUUGUAAUCAAACAAUUUUUAAUGCGCAUCGUUUGAAUAAAGGAAUAAUUGAUGAAAUGCAAAUUUGUGCUGGUGUUGGUGAAAAUGAUAAAGACAAGAAAGAUACAUGCCAGGGUGAUUCAGGAGGACCUUUACAAAUAUUUGCAAACGACGUCGAAUGUAUGUAUUAUAUAAUUGGCGUUACUUCGUUUGGAAAACCUUGUGGAAAGACACGAGCUGCAGGAGUGUAUACAAGAGUGUCGAAUUAUAUUCCAUGGAUUGAAAGUACUAUAACAUCAAAAAGUCAAGCAUGUACUCACAGAAGAAGCGGAUCGCCCGGUACAUGUAAAGUAUUAGAUAAUUGUGAUGAAGCUGUGAGCGAUCUUUUUGACAGGGAUAUAAAUCCUCAAAUAUGUAGUUGGAAGAAAAAUGUUCAAGUAGUAUGUUGUCGGAAUACGGAACCUGUAAAACCAAACAAGACAUCAGAAGUAAAAAUUGAUACAAGAAAUGGAAUCAGUAGAGGAUUGUGCUUGUAUUAUGCAAGCACUGUCUUUACUAUCAAGAAUCCACCUUUUAAUGUUCCUGGAGCUGUGCCUAAAAAUAUAUCACUAUGUGGAGUGAAAUACCGGCCCUUAAUUUACGGUGGUACUUUAGCUGGUGGAAAGGAAUUUCCACAUAUGGCUUUAAUUGGUUACGGCGAAGAUGAGGACAACAUCGAUUGGAGUUGCGGGGGUUCAUUAAUUACCGAAGAAUGGGUUAUGACAGCAGCUCAUUGUGCUUAUACAAUUAAUGGGGAUGCAAAAUAUGUUCGUUUGGGAGAUUUAGAUUAUGCAGAUGAUAAUGAUGAUGCUUCUCCUCAAGAUUUUAAAAUUGUACAAAUAGAAAAACAUCCCGACCAUAGUACCUCUCAUUAUAACGAUAUCGCUUUAUUAAAACUUAAUAAAAAGGCAGAAAUUAAUGCUUACGUUCGGCCAGCGUGUUUAUGGACCAAACGUGAAGUUGAGGCCAAGAACAACAGAGCUUUGGUAACUGGUUGGGGAACAACCAAAUUUUUUGGUGUUAAAAGUUCUCAGUUACUUCAAGCGGCAUUAAGUAUAAUACCUCAUUCAGAAUGUAAUAGUACGUAUCAAAAAGAAGAACGUUUAAAUCAAGGAGUGCUUGAUGAUAUGCAACUUUGCGCUGGGGCAGCACCAAACGAAUCCAACAAAGAUACAUGUCAGGGUGAUUCAGGAGGACCAUUACAAAUAUUUGCUGAGGACGUCCAUUGUAUGUAUUAUAUAAUUGGAGUUACAUCGUUUGGAAAACCUUGUGGAUAUACACGAAUUCCAGGAGUGUAUACAAGAGUAUCGAAUUAUAUUCCAUGGAUAGAAAAAACUGUAUGGAAAAAUUGAUAGUUUUCUUUUCAAAAUUGUAAUUCAAACAAACAAUAUACAUAAAACAAUUUU
Molecule: messenger RNA, 2084 nt
Organism: Chrysoperla carnea
Lineage: Eukaryota; Metazoa; Arthropoda; Insecta; Neuroptera; Chrysopidae
Product: transmembrane protease serine 9-like
Exons: 10
Coding region: 12-2030 (672 amino acids)
Biological process (GO): proteolysis
Molecular function (GO): serine-type endopeptidase activity
Source: RefSeq, a predicted model, not a curated record